Molecule: messenger RNA, 2517 nt
Organism: Scatophagus argus
Lineage: Eukaryota; Metazoa; Chordata; Actinopteri; Scatophagidae
Gene: mfsd2al2
Product: major facilitator superfamily domain containing 2a-like 2
Exons: 14
Coding region: 457-2367 (636 amino acids)
Biological process (GO): carbohydrate transport
Cellular component (GO): membrane
Molecular function (GO): symporter activity
Source: RefSeq, a predicted model, not a curated record
CAUUUUGAUCAGGACACGAGUCCUCUUUCCUUUUCCCACAACAACUGUGAAAGUUACAGCUUUUCAAUCCAAAUGUCCUCUUGUUGUUUAAUUGUGCGCUUUGUGAUUCAAGAGGUGCUGGAACUGAGGCCCAACAAAGUAAAAAUGUAUUCUGUUUUGACAAACAUGAAAUACAUUCAUGACUUUGAAAAGCUAAAAGAUUUUAAAAACAGAGCUGGUGUUUGGAGGAAUCCAUCAGCUACGUCUUUGUAUUGUCUUUAGAUUUCAUCACAUUUGGCACAUAAAACUGACCUGGAGCCUCAGCCAAUGUGAGCAGGUGGGCUGGAUAAGAUGAACGAGUUGUUCAACCAGAUCCUGUCGUGUGUUUGUGUGUGUCUGAGAGAGCCAUUGUUGUGCCAUACCUGCAGCGAGAGCUUUGUAACCAACCUGUGGUAGUUUUCCUCCUAACUUCAAAGGAUGAGUUGUCUUCAGAAUUUUACAAAUCAAAUACAGACAUUAAAGGAUCAGUUAUUAAAAGAGACGGCGGACAGAAACUCACGCAGUGAAAGUCAGCAGACGGGGUCGGGGGGGAUUCCUCUGGCCAGGAAGGCGUGUUACGCUGUGGGUGGGGUCCCGUAUCAGAUCACCACGGUAGCCAUGAGUGUUUCCCUCCAGAUUUUUCUCCUGGAUGUCGUGCAGUUGGAGGCCUCCUAUGUUUCCGUGAUUUUGUUUGUGAGUCGGGCCUGGGAUGCUGUGACCGACCCUCUGGUUGGGUAUUUGGUGGGCCGCAGUAACUGGACACCCAUCGGCAAACUCACUCCAUGGCUGGUUCUUUCCACUCCAUUUGGCAUCCUUUCCUAUCUGCUGCUGUGGUUUGUGCCAGGAGGCUCCAUGUCUCAGGCUGGCAGGAUGCUGUGGUUCCUCACAGCAUCCUGCCUUUUCGAAACCCUCAUGAGCUGCUACAACGUUCCUUACCUCUCCCUCAACAUGUUCCUGGGGGGAGAUCACAGAGACAGAGACUCUGCCACAGCCUACAGGAUGAGUGCGGAGAUGGUGGCGAUGCUGUUAGCGUCUGUGAUUCAGGGUCAAGUUGUAGCCGUGUACAACACAGAAAAGCAGGAGGUCUGUCAACAUCAGGACCACGACAUGCCUCAGAGCACAUCUUCUCCCCAGAUCGCAUCGCUUCACGAAACGGAAAAGGCUUUCCUGACCUCGGCUCUGGUCAUGGGCGCUUUGUUUUUCCUCUGCAGCCUGGUUAUCUUCCUGGGGGUGACGGAGCAGCGGGCACCUCUCUGCUCUGAUGACAAAGUACGACCGUCCUAUGGGACCUCGCUGAAGAUGCUGAUAUGCCACAUUCCUUACCAACGACUCGUGCUUGGCUUUGUAUUCAGCGUACUUGCAUUUCAGAUGUCCUUGGGUAAUUUUGCAAUUUUUUGCACUCAUGCAGCUGGGCUCGGAGCCCACUUCCAGCACCUCCUACUGACUCUACUGGCUUCAGCCUCGGUAGCAGUUCCUCUGUGGCAAACGGUUCUCCUGAGAAUAGGAAAAAAGGCCACAGUUUUCAUCGGACUUUCACUCUUCAUCCCAGCAGUGAUUACAGUUGCCUGUUUUCCCAGUAACCUGCCAGUCUUCAUGAUUAUGUGCGUUCUGAUGGGAUUCAGUGUGGCGACCGUAUUCCUGCUACCCUGGUCUAUGCUGCCAGAUGUGGUGGACGACUUUGCUGUGAAACAUCCCUCCUGCAAAGACCUGGAGCCUAUGUUUUUCUCCUGUUAUGCCUUCUGCAGCAAGCUGGCAGGCGGCCUGUCUGCUGGGAUCUCGACCAUGACAUUACAGUUUGUGGGCUACAGAGCGGGAGCGUGUAACCAUGGUGCAGGAGUGGAGGUGGCUCUGAUUGUGCUGUUCUCACCAGUUCCCAUCGCACUUCUGAUGAUAGGGAUGGUCUUUUUUCGUUCCUAUUCAAUCAACGAGAGGCGACCUUUACGGCUCCAGGAACAACUGACUGCAGCUCAUCCAGAAGCUGCAUCAUCCUCGCCAGACCCGAGAGAAAACACAGAGGGGAAUCAGCAGCAGCCCCGCGCUGGCGUGACAUCAACAUUACAUCACAACACAAAGACCAACAUGUCGCACAAGUCCAGUUCCACGCCAGGUGGUUAUCACAGUUGUGAUGAAGAAUGCUCAGUCAAGUCAUUUGUCCUUUCAGAUGUACCAAGGAGCCCCUCUGGAGAACACAGCAGGACUGAACCAGUCGAGUCAAAUGUAAAUCUUAAGAGUAAGCAGAUACUCAACCAACGCCAACAGGAAGUCAAACUGAGCGGGAAUUUUACCGCAAAUGAGUCUGAGCCUUUCUCUAGCAGGUCAGAUGUGAGAUCCAAAGUGUCUUGGGUAUGAUCAGAUAACUUACAGUCUGACAUGUUGGAGAUAUGCUGUUUUUUUAUACUAUUUUUGCUAAGAGUUCUCAUGUCUGUAUGCUAAAUAGGAAGCCACAGCCAGUCAGCUUACUUUAUUAAGUCAUUGCUCAAAUAAAUAACUUUGUCAGUA